Messenger RNA from Hemiscyllium ocellatum (epaulette shark), 1749 nucleotides. Its product is annotated as G-protein coupled receptor 171-like. Gene Ontology annotation, cellular component: membrane. The record is from RefSeq and is a predicted model, not a curated record. Gene Ontology annotation, biological process: negative regulation of adenylate cyclase activity; G protein-coupled receptor signaling pathway. Lineage: Eukaryota; Metazoa; Chordata; Chondrichthyes; Orectolobiformes; Hemiscylliidae. The transcript is spliced from 2 exons. Gene Ontology annotation, molecular function: G protein-coupled purinergic nucleotide receptor activity. Bases 318 to 1310 code for a protein of 330 amino acids.
GUGUACAGGACCCUUUCAGCACAGACAGGAACACACAUACAGCAGGCUGGCUGUGAAGGUUGAGUUUCAUCUACGUCAAUCAACUAAACUUUCAGAAAACCACACACCCCACAGAAAACCACUCUCCGAAAUAAGGGGAAAACAUGAGCAAAGAGAUUACACUUCCACACGAUGCUGCCGUCGGCUCUGCGCCACUCAAAUAGCCAGCUGCUUCUUUUAACACAAACCUGAGUUUUGUCUAACAAAGCUCAUUGGGAACAAAGCGGUCCAUCUUGUCAAUCAGGUCCGAAUACUUUUGUUGUGGUCAGCUGCACACCAUGAGUUCUGUGCCAAACCGUUCCCAUACACCAUGUGUAAUCAAUAAUAAUAUGGAACCUUUUACUUAUUUUUAUUACUUAAUCUUUCUGAUUGGUAUUAUUGGGAGUUGCAUCGCACUUUGGUCAUUCAUAAGCCAAAGGAAAGCCAGAAAAUGCCUCAACAUCUACUUAAUUAACCUGCUGACUGCCGAUUUCCUACUGAGUCUGGCUCUGCCAUUCAAAAUAAUUGUUGACCUGGGAGUUGCUCCAUGGGGUUUGAAAAUCUUCCACUGUCAGGUUACAGCGUGCCUCAUCUAUGUAAAUAUGUAUUCAUCGAUUAUUUUCCUGGGCUUCGUUAGCAUAGAUCGAUAUAUUCACCUCUCAGGAAACUCGAGAUUCCAAAGGAUUCAAGAGCCAGGUUUUGCAAAAAUGAUGUCUCUGGUCAUUUGGGGAAUGGUCCUGCUGCUGAUGGUGCCUAAUAUGGCAAUCCCCAUCAAAACCAUAGAGCCAAAACCUCUUCUCAAGUGUGCAGAGAUCAAAAUUACACUGGGGUUGCACUGGCAUGUCCUUACCAAUUUUAUCUGCAUUGCAAUAUUCAUGAACGUUUCGGCGAUGAUGCUGACCUCCAACUUCCUUGUGGUGAAGAAACUGUACAAAAACAAGGACAGAGAAAUGCAGAAAGAUGUCCAGCAAACUCUGAGGCAUGUUUUCAUACUGACUGGCAUCUACAUAAUUUGUUUUGUCCCAUAUCACAUUGUUCGGACUCCGUACACGCUCAGUCAGUACAAGCCGGUGGGAGACUGCACUGUGCAGCGAUCCUGGUUUCUGGCAAAGGAAUGCACCUUCCUCCUGGCCGUCCUCAAUCUCUGCCUUGACCCCAUUUUGUAUUUUUACCUCUGCAAAUCAUUCCGGUCAAAAAUUACUCAAACGUUUGGAUUGGCCAAAGAGAUGAAACACAAGAAAAGGGAGGCUGAACAGGCAGCAAAUGAGACCAACUUGACAUUGUGUAAUUAAAGUGGACAGUCACCUAUCCAUUCUGUUUUUUAUGUCCCCCAAAACUAUACUAAGAAGAAACAUUGAAACAAAUGGCACAAAUUUUGAGGUUUAAAAGGAACGUUUGAAGCUUUUGCUGUGAUGCUACAAUUUCCUCAGCAAAUAAACUGCAUGAAGAAGAAGAAGAAAAACCAUACUGACAACGUUUUUACUUUGGGGAGUUAGAGAGUUUGUGCUUGGGUCGAAGUUAUAAGUCUACGACGCAAGGUAAACUAUUUCAAGAAAACUUGCUUGACAAAAGAAAAAUGCUGUGUGGAAAGUGCACUUGUGACUACCGAUAGAUUAUAUGAUGCUUAUGACUUUUGAAAAAGAUUCUGCGCAAUGUGUGCAACACUGUGGACUAAUGUUAUUCAAGUUUAAGUGUUAUAUAUUGUAUUUAAUGAAACUCAAGCUGAAUUAA